Messenger RNA from Sinocyclocheilus grahami, 735 nucleotides. RefSeq names its product inactive tyrosine-protein kinase transmembrane receptor ROR1-like. Gene Ontology annotation, biological process: multicellular organism development; protein phosphorylation; positive regulation of canonical NF-kappaB signal transduction. The annotation marks the transcript as partial. Lineage: Eukaryota; Metazoa; Chordata; Actinopteri; Cypriniformes; Cyprinidae. The record is from RefSeq and is a predicted model, not a curated record. Gene Ontology annotation, molecular function: protein kinase activity; Wnt-protein binding. The transcript has a single exon. Gene Ontology annotation, cellular component: plasma membrane; signaling receptor complex.
AACCAGGAAGUGAUGGAGAUGGUGCGGAAGAGGCAGCUGCUUCCCUGCCCGGAGGAUUGCCCCCCUCGCAUGUACAUGCUGAUGGCCGAGUGCUGGCAGGAGGGUCCCACUCGACGGCCGAGAUUCAAAGACAUCCACACCAGACUACGUGCUUGGGAGUGUCUGUCUUCCCACGCCAGCUCCAGCACACCAUCAGGAGGCAACGCCACCACCCAGACUACCUCUCUGAGCGCCAGCCCCGUCAGCAACCUCAGCAGCCCGCGCUAUGCCGGAUACAUCUACGGACCUCCACAGAGCCUUGUACCGGGACAAAUCGCGGGCUUCAUGGCAGCGCCAAUGCCUCAAAACCAGCGUUUUAUACCUGUAAAUGGAUACCCUAUCCCAACAGGCUAUGCUGCCUUCCCUGCUGCCCAUUUCGCUCCAACUCAGGGCCCUCCACAGAUGGUGCAGCACGGCCCUCCGCCGAAGAGCCGGUCACCCAGCAGCGCCAGCGGCUCAACCAGCACAGGUCACAUGACCAGCAUCCCCUCCACAGGCUCCAAUCAUGACGCCAAUACUCCUUUGCUUUCUCAUUGUGUCACACUGACACCCAUGACAGCAGUGUCAGGUGGCACAAUGCCAGUUUUUGGACAUAUGGCACAGAAGACUAUGCAAAUAGACCCAAGUCAAGCAGUGUUGCUGGCUGACACUAACAGACGGAUGUACAGUGACUCCAUCAUUACUGCCGAUUUGUGA